AUGAAUGAAAAGGAUUUAUAUUAUGCUAUUGAAUUAACAAGUCUCUUUAAUCCAACACCAAAAGGUACAAUAUUCAAUUUUAAUUCUAUCUAUACACCAGUAUUUGUUGAAAAGUUGAUUAUUUUCCAAAUAUUGAAACGAAUGAACCAUUCAGAAUUAUCCACUGAAACUCUUCUUCCAGAAAGAGUCAAUUAUUAUUUAUUUUGUUUCAGAUUGGACAAAUAUCUUGAAGAUAAUCCCUGUCAAUCAACAAGAAUGAAAGAUUUGAAGAAUAUUGUGGAACAAGUUGCAACAAAUUUCGAAACAUCAUUUUAUACAAAACAGGAAAUUACUGAAAUUAUGAAUUUUGCCAACAAGUGGUUUGAAAAUGAGCAAACAUUUGAAAAUUACAAACAAACCUUGUGUAAAUAUAAUGAGCUGAGAGGAGAUUUAUCAAAAGUAUUCAAAGCUCUCAAUUAUUUCUAUAAUUAUUUCAAAAAUAAUUAUGAUUUUAUUUCAUUGUUAGGAUAUGGAGGUGAAGGUGUUGCAUUCAAAGUAUUUCACAAAAGUAGCAAAUCAUUAAGGGCAUUAAAAUUAAAAUAUGAUCCAGAGGAAUCUGAAGAAUCAACAAAAGAAACCAUUAAUUUAUUGAAAAGAACAGAUAUUGAAGGAAAGAUCAAAUGUUUUGAUUGUGAAAUUAUUCAAAAUCAUUUAUAUUCAGUGAUGGAACUUGGAGAGGAAUCAUUAUCAAAUUACAUUUCAAGAAAUAAUGAAAGUGAAAUUUAUAGAAAUGGAUUCAUUAAGAAGGAAAAGUUGAUUGAAAUUCUUGAAAUAUUUAUCAAAGUAUUGAAAUCAGUUCAGUCAAUUCAUGAUCACAACAUUUUGCACAGAGAUUUAGAUCCUCAAAAUAUUGUCAAAGUUCAAGAUCAUUACAAAAUUAUUGAUUUUGAAACAUCAAGAGUUAUCAAGACAGGUAAUUCAAUUACAAUUGCUCGUGGAAAGUUUGCAUACAUGUCUCCUGAAGUUUCACAUGAUAAUUAUUCUGAUGAUUUAUUGAAAAGUGGUGAUGAUGAAAAACUUGCUCACAAUGUUGGACAAAUUACCAUUUCGUGUGAUAUAUUUUCAUUGGGAUGUAUUUUAUUGAAAUUAUUAACAAAUUGUCCUUUGCAAUUGUGUGAAAGAUUUGUUAAUGAUUCAGAUAUCUCUAAAUAUAAUGACAAGUAUCCAUAUUUUAGUGGACAUGGAAAAUAUUUCUAUACAGUUGUAACAACAACAGAGGGAGAAAUGAAAUUACAUUAUGCAAUUGAAAAACUAAUCAAUGAAACGAUUAAUCCAGAUUUAGGAGUGAAUAACAUAUUGAUUAGAAGCAUUAUUAGCAUGAUUCAAAGAGAUUCAUCAAAAAGAUUGAAUUGUUAUUCUCACAAGUUAACCAUUGAGAAUAUUUUGAAAUUUUUGAAAGGUGAAAUCAAAGAUAUCACUUUGAAUAUUGAAAAGGAAAUUGGAGAAUUGAAGAAAAUCUCACCAUUAAGGAGCUACUCUCAACUUGCAGAGGAAGUUGAUAAACUUUCUGAUGAAAAUACCAACCUAUUAGAAAGAAUUAACCUAUUGGAGGAGAACUCUUUACUGGAACGAAUUAAAAUAUUAGAGGAUGUUGACAAACUUUCGGAAAGAAUUAAAAUAUUGGAAGAGGAAAACAGAAAACUCAAAAAAAACAAACACCAAACCUGGUUGAUAGAUCUGUGA
Messenger RNA from Naegleria gruberi, 1722 nucleotides. RefSeq lists its product as uncharacterized. Gene Ontology annotation, biological process: protein phosphorylation; mitotic DNA damage checkpoint signaling. Gene Ontology annotation, cellular component: nucleus; cytoplasm. Gene Ontology annotation, molecular function: ATP binding; protein serine/threonine kinase activity. The record is from RefSeq and is a predicted model, not a curated record. The transcript has a single exon. Lineage: Eukaryota; Heterolobosea; Eutetramitea; Acrasida; Naegleriidae. The coding region runs from base 1 to 1722 and encodes 573 amino acids.